Molecule: messenger RNA, 2245 nt
Organism: Marasmius oreades (fairy-ring Marasmius)
Lineage: Eukaryota; Fungi; Basidiomycota; Agaricomycetes; Agaricales; Marasmiaceae
Exons: 5
Coding region: 133-1686 (517 amino acids)
Biological process (GO): G2/M transition of mitotic cell cycle; regulation of cyclin-dependent protein serine/threonine kinase activity
Cellular component (GO): centrosome; cyclin-dependent protein kinase holoenzyme complex; nucleus
Molecular function (GO): cyclin-dependent protein serine/threonine kinase regulator activity
Source: RefSeq, a predicted model, not a curated record
GUGGUGACUUGUCCGUCGACCACGACCUUCUCCUGCUUUUCUCUGUCUAUUCUCCUUCUACGCCCACAAUCUCUGUGUUUCUCACUUCAUCUUCUUAUAUCUUUCUUAUUUCAUCAGCUACUCUUUCGCUAAAUGGCUACCAAUCAUGUUCGCUUGCCUCAACGUCGACCCGUUCGCGGCAAGCUUGACGAGAACGCUACUGGCAAACAUCCUCGUCAACCAUCAUCAUCAGGAAUCGCGUUACCCACUCGAACCAUUGUUCAGAAGGACGCCAGCGGUGCAAAAGCGACUCUUGUUCGACCAGCAUUGGGCGAGGUGACUACCACCGCCGUUAACAGAAAAGACAACAAGGGCAACUUUGGGAAGGAGAGAGAAGAGGUUGGCUUUAAGCGAGCUCGCUCGAACUCCACAGCAAAUGCUGUUCAGCGUGUUCCUCUAGGUCCAGGAAGAAGUCAAGUCGCACCACCAGUCGCCAACGUUCAACCCGUACGGGCACCGUUGCCUAGAACAGCACGACCCGCACACAGUGCCCUCAAUAACACGCGCCGAUUAUCUCGAGCAACAAGUAGCGCCUUCGUCGUGCACGAGGACGCACAGGCAGACGUUGAGAUGGACGUCGAGGACGCCCAGGCUAUGCCCCCUAGUGACAUGGGGCCUUCAUCAGAGGUGACGGACCCUAUUAAAAUUGAGGAUGACGCCGAGGAGAUGUACAUCGUCGAUGAACCCGGGAGCGACGUUGAAGAGGAAGCUUUUGCUACGGCGGAAUCAUCCAAAGCAUCUAGAAUAUGGCCGGAUAUGCCUACAGUACAGAGAUUAAGAUGUGAGCGAGAAGUUGACACGAUUCGCGAGGUUUUUGAUGACGGAGAGGAGCCCUAUGAUCCUACGAUGGUGACCGAGUACGCGGAGGAGAUCUUCGAGUACAUGGAGAGCCUUGAGGAGAGGAUGAUGCCUCGAGUUGACUACAUGGAUGCCCAAACGGAACUCACAUGGCCAAUGCGAACAACCCUUAUCGACUGGCUGCUCCAAGUUCACCUCAAAUAUCACAUGUUACCCGAGACGCUCUGGAUAGCGAUAAACAUCAUUGACCGAUUCCUUUCUGUUCGCAUCGUUUCCACACUCAAGCUUCAACUCGUCGGUGUCACAGCAAUGCUUAUUGCUGCGAAAUACGAGGAGAUCAUGGCGCCAUCCGUGGAAGAGUUUGUCUUCAUGACGGAGAAAGGAUUCACGAAGGAGGAGAUCCUAAAGGGGGAGUGCAUCAUACUUCAGUCCUUGGACUUCCAGAUAUCACACUACUGUUCGCCAUAUAGUUGGAUGCGGAGAAUUAGCAAAGCCGAUGACUACGACUUGCAGACGAGGACACUGGGAAAGUUUUUGAUUGAGGUCACCUUGCUGGAUCACCGAUUUCUGGGUGCAAAAUCUAGUUUAAUAGCAGCGGUCGGGAUGUACAGUGCGAGGACGAUGCUUGGUGGUGACUGGAACGAUGCAUUCGUGUUCCACUCUGGUUUCACGGAAGAGCAGCUACUCCCUGGACACCAUCUCAUUGGCGAGAAGUUGGCAGAGAAAGGCUUUACAAAGCUCUACCUCUACAGAAAGUACGCCAACAAGAAGUUCCUCAAAGCCUCCACCUUUGCCGUGAAAUGGGCGAGAAAUCAGAUAUCAGGCCUGAGUGAUGACGAUCAAAGCUGAUUCUUUCUGUUUCUUCUACCUCAUCUGUCGCAUCAUUGUCAAUGGGUAUCAUCCCUAUCUCCAUCAAUUCCCUCUCCUUCCUCCGGCCUCAGGACCUCCAUUUUCUCAGUCUUCUCGUCUUGCAAUAAGGUCAUCUGUGGAUUUAUAUCAUCAUUUUUACUCUUUUAUUUUACUCUCGACAUUUGUUUGCAAUCUCAGAUUUGUUACAACAUCUCCUUUUCAUGGUCCACGUGUCCACCUAUCCGUAUGUUCACCUUGCUUUCAUUGCUGUCGAUGCAUGCCUCUCACCUCUCGUUGGGUCUCGAAUACCCUCUAACCUGCGCAACUGGAACGGUUCUCUUAAUUCCUUCCUGUGAAAACUCUGCCUCUUACGUUUCGAGGCGCUUUCUAAAUUCUAGACUUUGUUUUAUUUUUUAUUUCUCAAUAUCUCCUCUCGUUCUAUCCUCACCUCUGUACAUAAUCUCACAAAGUACGGUGCCGCGCACGUAUAUACACUGUACAGUAUGAUGAAAGGUUAUGUAGCUGGACUUUGUGGGUUCACUGUAAGAUGGUUUGCCAC